This is a messenger RNA of Pogoniulus pusillus (Red-fronted tinkerbird), 2368 nucleotides long. RefSeq names its product 5'-nucleotidase ecto (gene NT5E). Lineage: Eukaryota; Metazoa; Chordata; Aves; Piciformes; Lybiidae. Gene Ontology annotation, molecular function: 5'-nucleotidase activity; metal ion binding; nucleotide binding. The record is from RefSeq and is a predicted model, not a curated record. Bases 16 to 1725 code for a protein of 569 amino acids. Gene Ontology annotation, biological process: AMP catabolic process. Gene Ontology annotation, cellular component: plasma membrane. The transcript is spliced from 9 exons.
CGAACCCCCCGCGGCAUGGCGGGGCGAGCGGGAGCGCUGUGGCUGUGCGCGGCGGCGCUGGUGCUGUGCGCGACGGCGGAGCUGCGGCUGACCCUGCUGCACACCAACGACGUGCACGGGCGGGUGGAGGCGCGGGGCGCGGGGGCGCGGAGCUGCGCGGCGCGGGCCGCGGGCUGCUUCGGCGGCGUGGCGCGGCGGGCGGCGCGGGUGGCGGCGGUGCGGGCCGCGCACCGCAACGUGCUGCUGCUGGACGCCGGCGACCAGUACCAGGGCACGGUGUGGUUCUCCCGCUUCAAGGGCCGGGAGGCAGCGCACUUCAUGAACCUGCUGCGCUACGAUGCCAUGGCUUUGGGGAACCAUGAAUUUGAUGAAGGUGUGAAAGGAUUGCUGGAUCCUCUUCUUAUAAAUGCUAACUUCACAGUCCUGAGUGCAAACAUUAAGGGGAAAACUCCCUUAGGAGAGAGAAUGAUGGAAUAUGUUCACCCCUUUAAAAUCGUCCACUUUGGCUCAGAAUCAGUGGGAAUUGUGGGCUACACCACGAAGGAAACUGCUUUUCUUUCACAACCAGGGGAUGAUGUAGUCUUCGAAGAUGAAAUUGAAGCGCUGCAAGUACAAGUGAAUAAACUUACUGCUAUGGGAGUGAACAAAAUCAUUGCUCUGGGACACUCUGGUUUUGCUGUGGACAAGAGCAUUGCCCAGAAGGUGAAAGGAGUGGAUGUUGUAAUUGGAGGGCACACAAACACGUUCCUCUAUACAGGCACCCCACCCUCUACUGAACAGCCAGCUGGCCCCUACCCAGUCCUGGUCGACUCGGAGGACGGCAGGAAGGUGCCAGUUGUCCAGGCUUAUGCCUAUGGAAAAUACCUUGGCUGUUUAAAUGUCACCUUUGACAAGAGAGGAGACGUAGUGGAGGCCGUUGGAAACCCCAUCCUGCUGGACAGCAGCCUGCCUGAAGAUGAGCACAUUAAAAGAGAGGUGGAAGAGUGGAGGAAGCAGCUGGGGAAUUACUCGGAGGAGCUUGGCAAGACCAGCGUGUACCUGAACGGCACCAGCCAAGCCUGCCGCUUCCAGGAGUGCAACAUGGGAAACCUGCUCUGUGAUGCUGUGCUCUAUGAGAACGUGGGGCACCCAGAUAAGAAGUCCUGGAACCAUGUCUCAAUGUGCAUCCUGAACGGAGGUGGCAUUCGGUCACCCAUCGACGAGGAGACCACCAACGGCAGCAUCACCGUGGAAGAUCUGCUCUCUGUUCUGCCCUUCGGAGGUCGCUUUGAUCUGGUAAGGCUGAGAGGCUCCACGCUGAAGGAGGCUUUUGAGCACAGCGUGCGCAGGUACGGCAGAGGAGGUGGAGAGCUGCUGCAGGUGGGAGGCAUCCACGUGGUCUAUGAUCUCUCCAGAAGCCCAGGAAGCAGAGUGGUGAGUUUGGAAGUGCUCUGCACAGCCUGCCGGGUCCCAGCCUACGUCCCGCUGCAGAUGGAUCAAGUAUACAACGUGACCCUUCCCUCCUAUAUGUUGUUUGGGGGAGAUGGCUACCACAUGCUGAAGGACAACAACCUGGGGUACAGCAAAGGUGACCCUGACGUGGAGGUCGUUUCCCGUUACCUCCAGAGGAUGAAGAGAGUUUACCCAGCAGUGGAAGGUCGAAUAAAGUUUUCUUCUGGAAGUCUUCUUGAAGCAAGCCUUGCCCUGAUUUCUGUGCUCUUCACUCUAACCAUCUUGCACACCUGAUUUUGGCUCCCCCAGUCUUUGUUUGGAGGCAGCUAGGCAGGAGGAGAGGUGAUGCUGAUGAGGGGAAAAGGGAACUGUUGGGAACUGUUCUGUUCUUUUCUCCUUCAGCCUUAAAAUGGAUCUUUGGGUUCCUGCUUGUCAGCAGCAAAGAGCACAAGCAGUUGGCUUUCAUCUGGUGCAGAAGGAGCAGGCAGGAUUCAUGACUCCUCAGUCUGAAGCAGAAUGGAGGCUGAGGGUGCAAGAAGCAAAUGCCCAGCGAACGCUAAAGCUCCAUCAUGAAAAGCAGGGCCCCAAAAAGGGCCACUUUUAGCUUGUCAAAAUUCUCUCAGCUCCUUCAGUGGGCUGAUGGAAAAUUUUGAUUCCAGUAAUGUAACCAAGCUUGAAGGAAUGGAUUAACUGCAGGUUUCCAAACCUCUCUUUCAUCUCCACUCAGGGUUACAGCUCUCCAUCCCAUUAACUCUUCCCUUCCAGUUGUCUCUAUCAUACCUACAUCAAAGCCUGAAGGAGCUGGAUUAAACAAGGUGUUAUUAAAAGCAGGAGAUCCACCUACAUGCCAGGAACAAAAAGGGUUUCCAUUGGACUUCUGAAGCUGCAACACCUCACUCCUGUUUUCCCACUAAUAAAGGAUGCAAUGAAAGCUUCA